Molecule: messenger RNA, 474 nt
Organism: Entamoeba dispar SAW760
Lineage: Eukaryota; Evosea; Mastigamoebida; Endamoebidae
Product: low molecular weight protein-tyrosine-phosphatase, putative
Exons: 1
Coding region: 1-474 (157 amino acids)
Biological process (GO): protein dephosphorylation
Molecular function (GO): protein tyrosine phosphatase activity
Source: RefSeq, a predicted model, not a curated record
AUGAAAUUGUUGUUUGUUUGUUUAGGCAAUAUUUGUCGUUCUCCUGCUGCAGAGGCUGUUAUGAAAAAAGUGAUUCAAAACCAUCACCUAACUGAAAAAUAUACAUGUGACUCUGCAGGAACAUGUUCAUAUCAUGAAGGACAACAAGCUGAUUCUCGAAUGAGAAAAGUAGGAAAGUCAAGAGGAUAUCAAGUUGAUUCAAUUUCACGUCCUGUUGUUUCUUCUGAUUUUAAAAACUUUGAUUAUAUCUUUGCAAUGGAUAAUGACAAUUAUUACGAGUUACUUGAUAGAUGUCCUGAACAAUACAAACAAAAAAUAUUUAAAAUGGUUGAUUUUUGUACUACUAUUAAAACAACUGAAGUUCCUGAUCCUUACUAUGGUGGAGAAAUUGGUUUUCAUAGAGUCAUUGAUAUUCUUGAAGAUGCUUGUGAGAAUUUAAUCAUUAAACUACAGGAAGGAAAACUUACUAAUUAA